UCCAACAUUUGUCUCGUUUUCGUGGUUCGUGUUUAAGUAGUUCGUGUUUCUUCAAGUUUUGUUAAUAUUUUUUAUUUUAAAUAUUAUAAAGGGCAGUGAGAAAUCGUAAAAGAAAGUAGGCUUUAUAAUUCAAGCCGUAACGAAUAAAUUUGUUCCAUUGAGCUUAGGUUCCGGGACAACGACGAACGUUAAGUACACAAACAAAAAUGAAUAUCCCCAACGAAUACAUUUCGAAAACGGAGGAUGUGGCGGAUCAGGUUAUUCGUCGUGGUAAAAAUAUCCUGCCUACAGUCGCCCGUCUGUGUUUAAUAGCGACAUUUUUUGAAGAUGGUUUGCGCAUGUAUUUUCAAUGGAAUGAACAACGUGAAUAUAUGGAUAUGAGUUGGGGAUGUGGCAAGUUUUUGGCGACAGUUUUUGUGCUUGUGAAUUUAUUUGGACAACUAGGUGGCUGUGUAAUGGUAAUCGCUAGAUUUAAGGUUGAAAUUGCUGUUGGAGUGCUUUUCUUCAUUGUAAUUCUACAGACAAUCGCUUACUCUAUCCUUUGGGACAUACAAUUCUUGUUGCGCAAUCUGGCACUGCUUGGUGCAUUACUGCUUGUUUUAGCGGAAUCACGUGUGGAAGGACGCAGUCUAUUUGCUGGUGUGCCCUCACUUGGUGAGAAUAAACCCAAAAAUGUAAUGCAGCUCGCUGGUCGUAUACUGCUCGCAUUUAUGUUUAUUACACUAAUUCGUUUCGAAAUGAGCUUCCUUCAGAUUUUAUUAGACAUCGUCGGUUCAAUUUUGAUGGUUCUGGUAACAAUCGGAUAUAAAACAAAAUUGUCUGCACUCAUCCUCGUAGCAUUAUUGACUGUACUCAAUUUGUAUCAUAACGCGUGGUGGACCAUUCCUUCUUAUAAACCACUUAGAGAUUUUCUGAAAUACGACUUUUUCCAGACGCUCUCCGUCAUAGGCGGUUUACUAAUGAUUGUGUCACUGGGUCCAGGUGGUGUAUCAAUGGACGAACAUAAAAAGAAAUGGUAGACGGCCAUGGUGACUUAGAGCAUCCCCAUGCACAGGAGAGAAAAUGUUUAUUUUUAUUAUUUUAUAUAAAUGUAUUUCUUUUUGUUUCAUAAAUUAGACAACUUUUGAUAAUAACAAGCGAUAAACAACAACCAUAAAAUGGAAGAAAUUAUGAUAAAAGUAAAUUAAAGAAAAAAAAAACACAAAUAAAACAAACAAAAAACUUAGAGAAAUAUCAAAUCGUGGUUAAUUCCACUAUGCGUUCAAGACAUUUCUUUAUAGCAAAGGACUUUCUAUAUUCACAAUAAUGUCUUUUACAUUUGUAAAGUAAACGAUGUAAUAUAAUAUAUGAUCGACGUCAGCUCGUAUAAACGAUUUCA
Molecule: messenger RNA, 1378 nt
Organism: Bactrocera tryoni
Lineage: Eukaryota; Metazoa; Arthropoda; Insecta; Diptera; Tephritidae
Gene: Surf4
Product: surfeit locus protein 4 homolog
Exons: 5
Coding region: 207-1019 (270 amino acids)
Biological process (GO): Golgi organization
Cellular component (GO): endoplasmic reticulum; endoplasmic reticulum-Golgi intermediate compartment; membrane
Source: RefSeq, a predicted model, not a curated record